Messenger RNA from Vigna umbellata (rice bean), 767 nucleotides. The record is from RefSeq and is a predicted model, not a curated record. NCBI's taxonomy places the organism in Eukaryota, Viridiplantae, Streptophyta, Magnoliopsida, Fabales, Fabaceae.
AUUUCGUUUAGUUUUAUGUUUUUGCUUCAGGGUGGAUCUGAUAAAGAAGAAAAAGCUAAGUUACAUAGAGAAAUAAAAGAACUUUUGAAGGAGGCAAGCUCAUUGUCACAGCCAUCAACCUUUGCACAAGGUGCAAAACUCAAGAGGAAGGCUGCUGCAAAGGAGAAGGAACUUGCAAAGUUUCGAAAUUUACACGACAAGGAUACUGCUUUGUACUCAAAAUUUCUGCUUAUCUCAAAGGUUUUAACAUAUCUCAUUUUCCUCAUGUGGUUUUGGAGUGUUCCUGUGGCUAGCAUAUCUCAACAACUUGUCCAACCUUUUGGGAGAUUAUUAUCUUGGAGGACUGAAGGUAUUGAAAAUAACAAUAUUAUGGUUGGGAUAAUACCUUGGUUGAUAGUGUCUACAAGGGUUAGCAGAUUCAUUUGUAGACUCACCUAUGGCAAAUAGAUCGUUAUGUUCUUCAUCUAGAAUGACAUAACAUUGCUAGCUGCUUGGACUGGUUUGUGUCCUGCAUUUAAAAUGGAAUGAACAAUGCUUUUCUAGAUUUGUACAACUUGAAAUUUGUUCCUUCGAACCUUGUCCGGUUCAUAACCAGUUUAUUUUAGUACAGACGACGUGUAAACUUCAUUCUGCAUAUGCAAGCAAAAUUUUCAUAUGCCUGUAAUAUGAUAGAGUUGCAGCCCCCACACUACCCCUAGUUUGGUCUCUUUUAAGGAAUUUUGUCUUCAAAUUCUUCUGGAUUAAUUAUAUUCAUUUGUUCAAUAGUA